This is a messenger RNA of Lathyrus oleraceus (garden pea), 1556 nucleotides long. RefSeq names its product transcription factor MYB105. The transcript is spliced from 2 exons. The record is from RefSeq and is a predicted model, not a curated record. Gene Ontology annotation, cellular component: nucleus. Lineage: Eukaryota; Viridiplantae; Streptophyta; Magnoliopsida; Fabales; Fabaceae. Gene Ontology annotation, biological process: regulation of DNA-templated transcription. Gene Ontology annotation, molecular function: RNA polymerase II cis-regulatory region sequence-specific DNA binding; DNA-binding transcription factor activity, RNA polymerase II-specific. The coding region runs from base 179 to 1318 and encodes 379 amino acids.
CUCCUCAGUCUGGACACAUAACUACUUCAAUCUCUCUCUCUCUCAACUCAACCCUUUAGCUGUUUUAUGUUCUUGUUACUUCUCCUAUGCACUAAAAUAAAACUGCUUUUUCCACUUUCUUCUUCUUCUUCUUACCUUUCACUAUUUGUUUCCUCUUUCUCCUGUUAAAUAUUCUCUUAUGUUAUAUGAGAUGAAAUCAGCAAGUGUUAAAGAUAACACAAAUCUCCUAACUCAUUACCAAUCUUGUUAUUCUUCUCCUUCCAUUGGAACUGUCUAUGCAAAUAUGGAUUCUCUAUCACUUCACUAUGCUGCUUCUUCUUCAUCUCAAGACUGCUAUGUCUCUAAGGAGGGUACUUCUACGAACUGGUCUUCACCACUUAUGAGAGAAUGUUAUCUUACCAGAAACUUUGAAGAAAACAGCAACAGUGAUGAUAUUGGGGAAGGAAAUGGUUCUGAUUCUGGUGAUGGUGUUGAAGAAAACAGUGACAAAAUUAACCUAAAUGAAGAGCCCAACCCUAAUGAGAAUAAUACCGGACAUUCUAAACUAUGUGCGAGAGGUCAUUGGAGACCUGCAGAAGAUUCUAAGCUAAAAGAACUUGUUGCUCUAUAUGGUCCUCAGAACUGGAACCUCAUUGCUGAAAAGCUACAAGGAAGAUCAGGUAAGAGUUGUAGACUUAGAUGGUUCAACCAGUUAGAUCCAAGAAUAAACAGAAGAGCUUUUAGUGAAGAAGAGGAAGAAAGACUAAUGCAAGCUCAUAGGAUUUAUGGAAACAAAUGGGCUAUGAUUGCAAGGCUUUUCCCUGGAAGAACGGAUAACGCAGUUAAGAAUCACUGGCAUGUUAUCAUGGCUAGAAAGUACAGAGAACAAUCAAGUGCUUACAGGAGAAGGAAGCUGAGUCAAUCGGUUUACAGAAGAAUAGAAGAUAACACAACAACAAGCUUUGUCUCAAGAGAUAUAGAUCCAGUUUCAUCAUCCUAUUCUUCUUUCAACUUCCCAAAUGGCUAUAAUAUCACUACUUUUCCAUAUCCAUCUUUUCAGGCUGGUGUUGAGUAUUUUAGCCCAAUGAGUUUCUACCAUAAUCAACCCCAACAUAUGAUAUCAAUGCAACAGCAACAACAAAACAUGAAUCACAAUAAUAGUAAUAUUUACAGUUUCUCAUCAAAUUCAACCACAUUAGCAACAAGAGCACAGUUAUUGAACAGUGAAGUUUCGCUGUCAUCCGUGGCAGCAGAAGACAGAAAUGAAGUUCUGAUGAGUAAUCCCCCUCCAUCAGAUGCAAUUCCAUUCAUUGAUUUUCUUGGAGUAGGAGCCACAUGAAUCAAAGUUAUAACCCAAUGAAAAAGUUGCAAUCGUUUUUCCAUUGAAGCUCCUCAAUAUAGGUGUGGUCCAAUAGUACAAGGAAAACAUUAGAGGUAAACAGAAAGGAUAGUUGCUUCUGUUUGGUCACUGUAUCUCUUCUCAUUAUUAUUCACAUGUGGACCCUUAUCCAAACUUCAUUAAAAUUCAUGAUAUAAUAAUAUAACUCAAUUUUAUUAAUAUUAGUAUAAACUUUCUC